Molecule: messenger RNA, 1265 nt
Organism: Asterias rubens (European starfish)
Lineage: Eukaryota; Metazoa; Echinodermata; Asteroidea; Forcipulatida; Asteriidae
Product: 28S ribosomal protein S18c, mitochondrial-like
Exons: 5
Coding region: 1-618 (205 amino acids)
Biological process (GO): mitochondrial translation
Cellular component (GO): mitochondrial small ribosomal subunit; ribosome
Molecular function (GO): small ribosomal subunit rRNA binding; structural constituent of ribosome
Source: RefSeq, a predicted model, not a curated record
AUGGCAGCCCACAUGGUUCGUCAAGUCCGUGGACUCUGCAGAAUUUUUAACGUUUUAAAAGGAAACUGCGAUGUUCCACUACAAAGAAUUCGCCCCCAUCGCUUGGUAGCUAAUAUUUUAAGGUCAGGUGUUUCAGUUGAGUCCAGAAGUGGAAUCCCAUCUCUUACCUGUUUAUCAUCAAGAGGUUUGCAUACGGAUCCAGCCAAACAAGAACAGGAACCAGACCAAGUGCAGAGGUCCGAUCAUCCUGUAGCUGAUCUAGAUGAUCCUUUCAAGGAGCCAGUUCAACCAUGUAUCCUCUGUCAGAAUCAAGUUCCUCUUUCCUACAAGAAUGUACAGUUACUUUCACAGUUUGUAUCUCCGAACACUGGUAAGAUUUAUGGUCGACAUAUCACUAAACUGUGCUCCUAUCAGCAGAAACAGGUGUCUAAGGCCAUCAAGAGAGCCAAACAGAUGGGUUUUAUGCCAUACAUGUACAGAGAGACAGUCUUUCUCAAAGAUCCCAACCUGUUUGAUAUCAGAUACACCGGGAACGUAGAUAUUGCGAUGCAAGAACCCUCGGAUCUCAUCCAGCCCGAGAUGCAAGAUGCAGAUAAAGAAAGUGAUGAUAAGAAGUGAUGGCUUUGGGGAGGAGGGGAGAGGGGGACGUUGUGAGCUGAGCCCAAUUUCAUAGAUAUGCUUAAGCAGAGGAUUAUGCUUAGCAAUUUUCUGCUAAGUGAAAAUAAGCAGAAUACCAGUCACAUUUUGUACGUUUAAAAUGGUAUUUUAGCUGGUGACCUUAUUCCAAUAAUAAGCUUAGUUUUGUUUUGUGCUUAAACAGAUGAAAUUGGAGCCAAUGAAAAAAUAACUGGAAUCUUUGUGUUUAAUACAAAGAAUGACGAUCUUAUGCCUGCUGUCUGGUGAAUUAAAAAUGGAGCACCUAAAUUGUUCAUGUGACAAUCCUUUUACAAACAGGCCUCGACCAAUCCCACUGAACCCUCCACUGGGCCAGCUCUCUUGACAGAGAAACAGAGUGAACUGAUACUAUAAACUAUAGGCAGGAAAUACCACAUACUUUGUACAAAAUUGUAAAGGAGGAUUUAUUGUUAUUAUUACCAAUGUAAGACAUUCUGUGUAUCCUUAAAACCAAUGAAAUUCAUUAGUUUUUAAUGAACCUUCAUUUGACAGAAAAACCAUGGGAAAUAAUACUUUAGUCUACUAAUAGACUAGGGCAAGUUCUUUGUACAAAAUUGUAAAGGAGGAUUAAAUUUUACUAAUGUAAGAGA